AUGGCCACCACUUCGCAUAUGUUCAUGUACUCUCUGACGAUUCAGCCUCCAACUGCAAUCACUCAGGCCAUCUUGGGUCAAUUUUCGGGCACCAAGGAACAGCAAAUCGUCACUGCCUCCGGCUCGAAGCUGACAAUCCACCGUCCCGACCCGAGCCAGGGAAAGGUCACCCCGAUCUUUUCACAAGAUGUUUUCGGCAUUAUUCGCUCAUUGGCAGCCUUUCGGUUAGCGGGCAGCAAUAAAGAUUACAUUAUCAUCGGCUCCGACUCCGGGCGUAUCACAAUCAUUGAAUAUGUUCCUUCUCAGAACCGGUUUAACCGCAUCCACUUGGAAACAUUUGGAAAGUCGGGCGUUCGGCGGGUUGUCCCGGGUCAAUACCUUGCCGUGGAUCCCAAGGGACGUGCGUGUCUGAUCGCUUCUGUGGAGAAGAACAAGCUGGUCUAUGUUCUGAACCGUAACUCCCAAGCGGAACUUACGAUCUCCUCUCCUCUCGAGGCCCACAAGCCACAAACGCUGGUUUUCGCCAUGAUUUCCUUGGAUGUGGGUUAUGAAAACCCCGUCUUCGCUGCCUUGGAAGUUGAUUACUCUGAAGCCGACCAAGAUCCCACUGGCCUGGCUUAUGAGGAGAUUGAAAAGGUUCUCGUCUACUACGAGCUGGAUCUUGGAUUGAAUCAUGUCGUCCGAAAGUGGUCCGACCCCGUCGAUCGCACAGCGAACAUGCUUUUCCAGGUCCCCGGUGGCGCGGACGGCCCAAGCGGAGUCCUGGUGUGCGCUGAAGAUAGUGUCACCUAUCGUCAUUCCAACCAAGAUGCUUUCCGAGUGCCUAUCCCACGCCGCAGGGGUCCUACUGAAAACCCCGAGCGAAAACGCACCAUCGUCUCUGGAGUUAUGCACAAAAUGAGGGGAGCUUUCUUCUUUCUGCUCCAGACUGAUGACGGAGACAUGUUCAAGUUGAACCUUGAGAUGGUUGAGGAUGAGAAUGGCCAAUUGACCGGGGAGGUGCAAAGAUUGAAGAUCAAAUACUUUGAUACCGUCCCCGUCGCUUCAAACCUGCUCAUUCUCAAAAGCGGUUUCCUUUAUGUGGCCAGCGAGGCUGGUAACCAUCAUUUCUACCAAUUUGAAAAACUUGGCGAUGAUGAUGAGGAAACCGAAUUCUCUAGCGAUGAUUAUUCCGCCGAUCCAUCUGUUCCAUAUGAUCCGAUUUUCUUCCAACCCCGGACAUACGAGAAUCUCAACCUGAUGGAAACCAUCAACUCCCUCAAUCCGUUGAUUGACAGUAAGAUCACCAAUCUUACCGAGGACGAUGCUCCACAAAUCUACUCGGUCGGCGGCACUGGGGCUCGCAGCACUUUCCGAACUCUCAAGCACGGACUAGAGGUUUCUGAAAUCGUUGAAUCCGAACUUCGAACAGUCCCAUCGGCCGUCUGGACUACUAAACUGACGCGUUCCGACGAAUACGAUGCCUACAUUGUUCUCUCCUUUGCCAACGGGACUCUGGUUUUGGGCAUUGGUGAGGUCGUUGAAGAGGUUACAGAUACUGGUUUCCUUUCCACUGCGCCGACUCUGGCUGUGCAGCAACUUGGCGAGGAUUCGCUCAUCCAGGUUCAUCCUCGCGGUAUUCGCCAUCUUCUCGCAGGUGGCCGCGUCAAUGAAUGGCCCGCUCCUCAGCAUCGGUCCAUUGUGGCUGCCGCCACCAACGAGCGCCAAGUCGCAGUCGCCCUCAGCUCCGGCGAGAUCGUCUACUUCGAAAUGGAUACCGACGGUACCCUGGCCGAAUACGAUGAAAGGCGGCAAAUGUCUGGCACUGUCACCUGUCUCAGCCUUGGGCAAGUUCCCGAAGGCAGGAUGCGAAGCUCGUUCCUGGCUGUUGGCUGCGACGACUCUACAGUGCGUAUCCUCAGCCUGGACCCGGAUUCUACAUUAGAAAACAAGUCCGUUCAGGCUUUGACCUCCGCACCAUCCGCUCUGAGUAUCAUGGCCAUGGCCGAUUCAAGCUCGGGAGGUACCACCUUGUAUCUGCACAUCGGUCUUUACUCCGGUGUCUACCUACGAACCGUCCUCGACGAGGUUACUGGAGAGCUAUCCGAUACCCGUACGCGCUUCCUAGGCGCCAAGCCCGUCAAGCUUUCCCAAGUCUCAGUGAAGGGACAAACCGCAGUUCUAGCCCUUAGCUCCCGCCCCUGGCUUGGUUAUUCUGACAUCCAAACCAAGAGCUUCAUGCUCACUCCCUUGGAUUAUGUUGGCCUGGAAUGGGGUUGGAACUUUUCCAGUGAGCAAUGCGUAGAAGGCAUGAUCGGUAUCCAGGGCCGAUCUUCUCGAUCGAAAAACUGGAUAACAACAUGCUCCAAGAAUCUAUUCCCCCUCGCUUACACACCCCGUCGCUUCGUCAAACAUCCCGACCAGCCGCUCUUCUACGUCAUCGAGUCCGACAAUGGUGUCCUUUCACCAGCUACACGACAAAGUCUCAUCCAAGAUUCCGAGAGCCGUAAUGGGGAAGCUGCCAUUCUGCCACCGGAGGAGUUUGGUUACCCUCGCGGAACUGGCCACUGGGCAUCUUGCAUUCAAAUCGUUGAUCCCAUCUCUACCAAGUCCGUCGUCUUCACACUGGACCUUGAAGACAAUGAAGCUGCUGUCAGUGUUGCCGCUGUACCUUUCUCAAGCCAAGACGACGAGACAUUCCUAGUUGUGGGCACUUCGAAGGAUAUGUCUGUCAGCCCACCCUCAUCUGGCGGCGGCUUCAUCCAUAUCUACCGGUUCCAGGAGGAUGGCCGCGAGCUGGAGUUCAUCCAUAAGACCAAGGUGGAAGAGCCCCCUCUUGCUCUGCUUGGAUUCCAAGGUCGUCUUCUAGCGGGCAUUGGCUCCACAUUGCGCCUCUACGAUCUGGGUAUGAAGCAACUUCUCCGAAAGUGCCAGGCACCUGUUGUCCCCAAGACGAUCGUGGGUCUUCAGACACAAGGAAGCCGAAUUGUGGUCAGUGAUGUUCGCGAAAGUGUUACCUUCGUCGUAUACAAGUUCCAGGAGAAUGUUCUCAUUCCCUUCGUGGACGAUUCCAUCGCUCGUUGGACAACCUCCACUGCCAUGGUUGACUAUGAAACUGUCGCAGGCGGUGACAAGUUUGGUAACCUGUGGAUGAUGCGAUGCCCUGGAAAGGUUUCCGAGCAGGCCGACGAAGAUGGCUCUGGCGCCCACCUUGUCCACGAGCGAGGCUACCUCCAGGGUACCCCCAACCGUCUUGAAUUGAUGGUUCACUACUAUACCCAAGAUAUCCCCACCAGCCUGCACAAGACGCAGCUCGUUGCAGGUGGACGUGACAUCGUCGUCUGGACCGGUUUGCAGGGAACCAUCGGCAUGUUCGUCCCAUUUGCCAGCCGUGAGGAUGUGGACUUUUUCCAGAGUUUGGAAAUGCAGCUGGCUGCCCAGCACCCCCCCUGGCGGGACGGGACCAUCUCAUCUAUCGGGGUCAUCGAUGGUGAUUUGUGCGAAAUGUAUUUCCUCCUACCUAACGACACGAAGAUGAUGAUUGCGGCGGAACUCGAUCGUUCCGUCCGCGAGAUCGAGCGAAAGAUCUCGGACAUGCGGACGAGGGUGGCAUAUUAA
Molecule: messenger RNA, 3597 nt
Organism: Penicillium cosmopolitanum
Lineage: Eukaryota; Fungi; Ascomycota; Eurotiomycetes; Eurotiales; Aspergillaceae
Product: DDB1/RSE1 family protein
Exons: 4
Coding region: 1-3597 (1198 amino acids)
Biological process (GO): mRNA splicing, via spliceosome
Cellular component (GO): U2 snRNP; nucleus
Molecular function (GO): U2 snRNA binding; protein binding
Source: RefSeq, a predicted model, not a curated record